Molecule: messenger RNA, 417 nt
Organism: Suillus clintonianus
Lineage: Eukaryota; Fungi; Basidiomycota; Agaricomycetes; Boletales; Suillaceae
Exons: 1
Coding region: 1-417 (138 amino acids)
Source: RefSeq, a predicted model, not a curated record
AUGACCCAGACCCAAGCCUCGAAUCAUCUUUUUGCCCUUUCGGUGGAGCAACAAUGUUGCCACCAAAAUCCCUCCCUCCCUCUAUACCUCGAGCCUGACAUUGCCGAAGAGAGUCUGCUUGCCAAGAACAUCGAGCAAGAGCUCGCAUAUACUUCAUUGCGUACCAUGAUGGCAGCCGUGGAGAUCUGGUAUGACCCAGACCCAAGCCUCGAAUCAUCUUUUUGCCCUUUCGGUGGAGCAACCAAGCCUCGAAUCAUCUUUUCGCUUACAUCCACGACAGCGUCACUACACCAUUAUCCAACGACAUAUGCGGGACGGUCCAACACAGUACAGUCCUCCAUACCUGGGGGCAAGACCGUGUACAGCAGUCUUUUCACGUCGAGCAAGAGCUCGCAUAUACUUCAUUGCGUACCGUGA